GCUGCACGCCUACAAACCAAAGGGACACAGACGUGUAUUUGAGCUUGGCAUCUAUAUGUACAAUCUUAUGGAAUAGAUUUACUACUAUACAGGUGCAGUGUGUAGCCAUGGCUGCAUGGGUGGAAGCUUCCACAGGGGAAAUGGGCCAAUCGCUCAUUAACCCAGACGAACCUUCAGUUGCAGACUCUGCGCUUCCUGAAGACACGGGCAAGUCAGAAUCGGUCCUAAAAUCCCACUUCAUUCCCAAACCAUUUGUCCUGCAAAGGAAUGCCACUGUCCGCUCGAUCCAGGCUCCAAAAACCAACAUUAGCAAAGAGCUCAAUCGAGCCGCCUCUUCUGAAAUGCCUUUUAAUAUUAAAAAACCUGAUACUGGUGUUCCAAAACCAUCAGAAUCCCUAAAAUCAGGCUCAAAUGACACAGUAAAUGGCACUAACCAAAGUGCAGCCCCUAUACCCGUCCCACUCAUCCCAAAACCUGACUUAAUGGCUAAAGCUAAACCGGAAUCAACAAAGACUCCUGGUUCUGAUAACCAAACCAGUCCAAACUCAAAACCUGAUGUGACCGCUGAAGAUGUGAAGGAUGUUCAGCCCAGGAGCAGGGCAAAAUCCUUGGGUUCUCAGGAUCAAAAGAUCCUGAGCCAGAAGGUCGGAGGAGAAGCAGCCAAGACUGAUGCAGAUGUUAAAAUGUCUUCAAAAUGCUGGCCGCCUCGAAAUCGUCUAGCCAUGGAGCUGACCUCCAAGUUCGAGUCACCAUCUCCACCAGAGAAAGAGGUGAGGAGAGAUGCUGAAACCAGCGAGACGGAGAAAGACUUGCCGCCGCAUUCUCCUUCUGAGUCCAGCUCUUCAAAGCCUCUGAUGGAGAAAGAAGAGACGGGAGAUGAGGAGGUCAGUGGAGGCAGCAUUAAGGGACGGAUCAGCCUUCUCUUCGAUCGAUCUACAGCAGCUCAGCACAGGGACACCUUCAACAAAAGAGACAAUCCACAAGCCGAAAUAUCUGUUGACAUUAAACAGAGAAUCCAGAAUCUGAGCUUGGACGCACCAAGGACGCGCUUGCCAUCCACUGGUGCUCCCAAAAGUCCACCAUCCGAGAAGACACAGAGCACCUCAGAUGAGGUGAAAUCUUCUGAAAAACCUGCAGCGACAGACAUGAUGCCUGGUGACAAAUCAACAAGUACGACAGAAAUCAAGAACGCAGCUGCUAGUGUGGAGAAUGAAGAAGAAAAGGAAGACCAUGUUGCCAUUCCGGUUUACCAAAGGUUUGAGAUGAGCCUAGAUGCUGAGAAAAAGAGAAGGGAAGAAGAAGAAAAACAGAGAAAAGAUGAGCAGUUUGAGAAAGAAAGACAACAGCAGGAAAGGGAAAGACUAUUGGAAAAGGAGAGGAAGGCAAGAGAAAUAGAGAGGCAGAAAGAAGAGAAACAAGAGAGAAAACAGGAAGAGGAAAAGCAAAGACAGAUGGAGGAAAGGAGAAAGCAAGAAGAAAAACGAAUCAAAGAAGAAAUAAAAGAGGAGGAGAGGAGGAGACAAGCCAAAUUAGACUUGGAGAGACAGAUUGAAGAGGAGAAGAGAAGGAUUCAAGAAGAAAAAGAGAGACUGAGAGAAGAGAAAAGACUGGAGAAACUAAAGAAAGAGAAAGAAAUGGAAGAAAGAAAACGAAUGGAAGAAGAGAGACUAAAAGAAGAGGAAAGACUGAGAAAGGAACAAGAACAAGAGAGACUACAGAAGGAAAAAGAGAUGGAAGAAGAGAGGAGAAGAAUUCUGGAAAUAGAGAGACAGAAAGAGGAAGAAAGAUUGAGAAAAGAGCAAGAAUUAGAGAGAAUAAGGAUAGAAAAAGAGAUGGAAGAAGAGCAGAGAAGAAUUCAGGAGAUGGAGAGACAGAAAGAGGAGGAAAGACUGAGACAAGAACGAGAAGAAGAGAGACUACAGAAAGAAAAAGAGAUGGAAGAAGAGAGGAGAAGAAUUCAAGAGAUGGAGAGACAGAAAGAGGAGGAAAGACUGAGACAAGAACGAGAAAAAGAGAGACUACAGAAGGAAAAAGAGAUGGAAGAAGAGAGGAGAAGAAUUCUUGAAAUAGAGAGACAGAAAGAGGAGGAAAGACUGAGACAAGAACGAGAAAAAGAGAGACUACAGAAAGAAAAAGAGAUGGAAGAGGAGAGGAGAAGAAUUCAAGAGAUGGAGAGACAGAAAGAGGAGGAAAGACUGAGACAAGAACGAGAAAAAGAGAGACUACAGAAAGAAAAAGAGAUGGAAGAAGAGAGGAGAAGAAUUCAAGAGAUGGAGAGACAAAAAGAGGAGGAAAGACUGAGACAAGAACGAGAAGAAGAGAGACUACAGAAAGAAAAAGAGAUGGAAGAAGAGAUGAGAAGAAUUCAAGAGAUGGAAAGAUUGAAAGAGGAGGAAAGACUGAGACAAGAACGAGAAAAAGAGAGACUACAGAAGGAAAAAGAGAUGGAAGAAGAGAGGAGAAGAAUUCUGGAAAUAGAGAGACAGAAAGAGGAGGAAAGACUGAGAAAAGAACGAGAAAAAGAGAGACUACAGAAAGAAAAAGAGAUGGAAGAAGAGAGGAGAAGAAUUCAAGAGAUGGAGAGACAGAAAGAGGAGGAAAGACUGAGACAAGAACGAGAAAGAGAGAGACUACAGAAAGAAAAAGAGAUGGAAGAAGAGAGGAGAAAAAUUCAAGAGAUGGAGAGACAGAAAGAGGAGGAAAGACUGAGACAAGAACGAGAAAAAGAGAGACUACAGAAAGAAAAAGAGAUGGAAGAGGAGAGGAGAAGAAUUCAGGAGAUGGAGAGACAGAAAGAGGAAGAAAGAUUGAGAAAAAAGCAAGAAUUAGAGAGAAUAAGGAUAGAAAAAGAGAUGGAAGAAGAGCAGAAAAGAAUUCAGGAGAUGGAGAAACAGAAAGAGGAGGAAAGACUGAGACAAGAACGAGAAGAAGAGAGACUACAGAAGGAAAAAGAGAUGGAAGAAGAGAGGAGAAGAAUUCUUGAAAUAGAGAGACAGAAAGAGGAGGAAAGACUGAGACAAGAACGAGAAAAAGAGAGACUACAGAAAGAAAAAGAGAUGGAAGAGGAGAGGAGAAGAAUUCAAGAGAUGGAGAGACUGAAAGAGGAGGAAAGACUGAGACAAGAACGAGAAAAAGAGAGACUACAGAAAGAGAGAGAAAUUGAAGAAAGAAAACAAAUGGAAGAGGAGAGACAGAGAGAAGAAGAAAGACUGAGACAAGAAAGAGAAAGAGAGAGACUAAAGAAAGAAAAAGCGAAGGAAGAGGAGAGACAAAGAAUUCAGGAGAUGGAGAGACAGGAAGAGGAGGAAAGACUGAGACAAGAACGAGAAAAAGUGAGACUACAGAAAGAGAGAGAAAUGGAAGAAAGAAAACAAAUGGAAGAGGAGAGACAGAGAGAAGAAGAAAGACUGAGACAAGAAAGAGAAAGAGAGAGACUAAAGAUAGAAAAAGCGAAGAAAGAGGAGAGACAAAGAAUUCAGGAGAUGGAGAGACAGGAAGAGGAGGACAGAUUGAGAAAAGAACGAGAAAAUGAGAUUGAGAUGGAAACAUGUAAAGCAGCAGAGAGAAUACAAGAGGAAGUUCCUACGAGUCAUGAUUUAAUAUCGUUCGAUGCGGAGGGACCAGCGAUGUCACAGACUCUCGUCUCCACGGUCCAGGCUCCUGACGUCUCACCUCUGCUCACUGAAGUGAUCUAUGAUGACUUUUCAGUGAAACCCCGAAGAUGGGGAACCAGGGCGAGACGCGCCUCCACACCGUCUCCAUCCAGAGAACCUCCUGCUGCUCCUGACCACAGUUUACAGCCAGAAUCAAAAUCCAGUGAUCCUGGAUCCCAAGAACCAUCCGGAGAUCGGGUAUAUGUGCAUGAUGAUCUGAUCGGAUUUGAACCUGAAGCCUCCAGUCCACAAAACUCGACAGAAAGCAGAAAGCAGAUAUAUUUAUUUGAGGAGUCCAAACCAGAGGACCCGCUAGAGCCAGAACCUCAACCUGAUGAGGGUCAGCUGAAGGACGAUGAGCCCGAGGAGGAUGCAGCUCCAGAACAGGACACAGAGAAUCUAAUCGAGGAAACCCAUGAACACAAUGAAAACAGCGACACUGUUGAUAAUGUCGCCAGAAUCAAUCAAGUCCUACAGAGACUGAAUCAAAAAACUACAUCUGCUGAUUCAGACACAGAAGACGUCCCAAUUCAGGAGGAGCCCGAACCGCUACCGGUUCUUGAGACUGCGGCUCCUCUCCCGGACUCCAGUGUUUACCGCUCAAAGGUUGCUCUGGGGAAGAAACGGAGCAUAAAGCGCUCCAGACCGUCUCGUUCUAUACAACAGAAAGCCACCCUGCUCUCUCUGACAGAGGGGACGCAACCCGACUGGAGGUUCUGUGACUCCACAGACGCAAAAGAUCCGUGUUCCAAUGGAGCGGACUCGGAAUCAGAAGAGGAACCGUCCCAGGACGUCACGUCCUCUCCAGCCCCGAGUCAACCCAAGAGAGUCCCUAUGUUUCCUGGGAUGGACCCUUCUGCCCUCAUGGUAUGUCGAGGCCUAAUGGCGCAGCUAAAGCGGAGAGGUGAGGUUGCAGAAACAGAAAGUCCAGCAGAAGCACAGUCGUCUCCGUCUGUCCCCGCACGCUCUCCCCGCACACACACCAGCUCCCUCGGCCCCAGAGUGCUGCCCCCUGUUGACAACACUGGGUCGGGCUCUUCACCCUCCUGGCUGCUUGAGCUCAAAUCCAAGAAGCGAAUGAAUCAACCUGAAAGUGAAGCAUGAAGCUCGUGAAGCUCAGGUCUGAUGCAGUUUAAGAGGAAGUCGUCUGCAGAGGAAGUCUGCGUGAUGCCACAAAGAUGUCAAAAGAACUGCCUUAGAUGAAUGAGAAGUGCGAUGAUCUUUCAUUCUCAUGCUGAAUGAGUAUCAAACUAUUUUGAGUACAAGUCCUGGACUAAACAGUUUGUCAAUCUUUGCAAAGAUGACGUCCUGUUAUAACACAUUUUUACAUUUUACAUGAAAGUCUUUCAUAAUUUGCCAGCAUUAUAAGCGGCGAAAGAAUAUGUGUUUAAAAAGCAAGUGCCCUUCAUUUGAAUUGUGUUUACAUUUAUUAAUCCAGCAGAUGUUUUUAUCCAAAGAGAGGAUGGUCAAACAAGCAUUCAAGUUCCUCCAGUUCGAUCAGGGGCCAAAUGCACAUAUCUUCUGUUCAUCUCUGAUCGUGGAGAAGCAGAAAUCAGUGUAGCUUCAAUGCACUUUAAAUGAGUCAGAUCAGACAACUGGAAAAGUGCCUUAGGGCUCUUAGGCAUUAAAUUGCAUUUGAGUUAUUUUUCUGAUUUUAAAUAUUGUGUUUCUAAAAGUCUUAAGAUGUUCAUUAUGGCAUUGCUAUAUGAAACUCAUUUUUUCUCUCUCUUAGUUGUUUUGAUGGUUUACAACAUGGCAGUUAAGACCCAUUCAUAAUUUGAUGGUAUUUUGGUCUCAUUCGGUUUUAUUUUAUUCUCUAUGUUUCUUAUUUAAUCAAAGCUAGUGAGCAGAAAAGCAUCAGCUGAUGUGCUUGGAUCGGGCUGAUGGUCAUUUAUGAGGUUUUGUUUUGUUGCCCGUGUCUUUUCAACCCUGCCGAGUACACUUUUACAAACACAAAUCAGAGUUAUGAUCAUGUCUAAUAAGUUGUGACUGUGCUCCUUUGAAAUGUUUUUCCGGUCAUGUGUAUUUUUAGACUUCAGCUGUGUAAAUUGCUGCUUGAGGAAAAUGUUUACCUGUUUAAUGUUGGGUAAUAUGAACUGUGUUUUAUAAAAUAUGCAAUUAUCUUGAUUAAAUAUUUUUCUAAAUGGGAA
Carassius gibelio (silver crucian carp) is the source of this 5803-nucleotide messenger RNA. RefSeq names its product trichohyalin. Bases 108 to 4757 code for a protein of 1549 amino acids. The transcript is spliced from 10 exons. NCBI's taxonomy places the organism in Eukaryota, Metazoa, Chordata, Actinopteri, Cypriniformes, Cyprinidae. The record is from RefSeq and is a predicted model, not a curated record.